This is a messenger RNA of Nanorana parkeri, 2430 nucleotides long. RefSeq names its product protocadherin alpha-13-like. The coding region runs from base 1 to 2430 and encodes 809 amino acids. The record is from RefSeq and is a predicted model, not a curated record. Gene Ontology annotation, cellular component: plasma membrane. NCBI's taxonomy places the organism in Eukaryota, Metazoa, Chordata, Amphibia, Anura, Dicroglossidae. Gene Ontology annotation, biological process: homophilic cell-cell adhesion. The transcript has 2 exons. Gene Ontology annotation, molecular function: calcium ion binding.
AUGGUCAAUAACAUUGGAGAUUAUGAACCUAGGAGCUGGCUGGUCAAUUUCAUUUUGCUACAGAUGUCUUGGGAUCUCAUUUUCUGUCAACUGCAUUAUGUUAUCCCAGAGGAAUCCAAACACGGCACUUUUGUUGGAAGAAUUGCUCAGGAUCUGGGACUGGACAUGGGUGAGAUCAAUUCCAGAAUGUUACGUGUUGUAUCUAGGGAUGAUAAGGAAUAUUUCCAGGUUAAUCUGCAGAAUGGAAUCUUGUUUGUUAAUAACAUAAUAGACAGGGAAAACGUAUGCCCAGAUACACCUUUCUGUAUUAUUCCUCUGCAAAUCAUUGUAGAUAAACCUGUGCAGAUUUAUCACGUAGAGGUGGAAAUAGAAGACAUAAAUGACAACAGUCCAGUUUUCUCUACUGGAGAAUACAACCUACUAAUAUUGGAGCUAAAACCUGCAGGCUCGCGUUUCCCACUAGAGGGAGCCAUUGAUGCUGAUGUUGGGAUAAAUACAAUCACAAACUAUGAACUAAGUGAAAGUGAUUAUUUUACACUAGAUUUCCAGAAAUAUUUGAACCAAAUUCGGACACUAGAACUGGUGCUGAAGAAACCACUUGACAGAGAAAAACUGUCUAUUCACAAUCUUACCCUUAUAUCCUAUGAUGGAGGCAAGCCAAGGUUAAGUGGCACCACACAUAUUAUAGUCACUGUAGAAGAUGUCAAUGACAACUCCCCACAGUUUGACCAGCCAUUUUACCAGUGCAGCAUAGCAGAAAAUGCUGUUUUAGGGACUUUAGUAAUAAAGCUGAAGGCUACAGACCUUGACCAAGGUAAAAAUGGUGAAAUCACUUAUACCUUUAGCAAACUGUUAUCACCGCGAAUAAAAAACCUUUUUAAAAUGGAUCCUAAAACAGGAGAUAUUAAACUAGUAGGGAGUUUAGACUAUGAAACUGUUAAAAGAUAUGAAAUUUCAAUUGAUGCCUUUGAUCAUGGAGAUAAUCCAAUGGUUGGACAUUGCAAAGUUUUAGUGACUGUGGUGGAUGUUAAUGACAAUCCUCCAGAGAUGACAGUGACAUCACUCUUGGUUCCGGUUCCUGAGGAUUCUCCAAAAGGGACAAUCAUUGCUAUUAUAAGUGUACAUGAUAAAGAUUCAGGAUCAAAUGGAAAAGUUAACUGUCGCAUUUCUGACCAUACACCCUUUAAAAUAAUUCCAUCCUUCAUGGGAGAUUUUUCUUUGACUGUUGAUGCACCAUUAGACCGGGAAAGAAAAUCUGUAUAUGAAAUUGUGAUUUCUGCCACUGAUGAGGGAUUUCCACCAUUUUCAGCAGCAAAAACUGUUAAAAUUGACAUAAGUGACAUCAAUGAUAAUAUCCCUCAGUUUAUCCAGCCUGUUGAUACAAUCUUUAUCAAGGAAAACAACCCACCUGGUUUUCAUGUGUACACUGCAUCUGGAUCUGAUAUGGAUAUUGGCCAGAAUGCCUUCAUCACAUAUACAAUGACUGAGAGCACAGUUGAUGGAGUUCCCAUAUCUUCCUAUAUUUCCGUCAAUCCAGAGAAUGGAAAGGUAUUUGCACUGUUAUCAUUUGACCAUGAACAGGUGGCGUACUUUCAGUGUCACAUAAGAGCUACUGAUGCUGGUCUACCACCGCUUAGCUCUAAUCUUACUCUAAACAUUUUCAUUGAGGACAUAAAUGACAAUGCACCCUUAUUUCUAUCAAAUGAUCUGGAAACCACAAUUAAAACAUCAAAGACUGCACAUCCACGACAUCUGGUUACUAAAGUGAGAGCAUUAGAUCUUGAUUCUGGAUAUAAUGCGUGGAUAUCUUAUAGUUUUAGGGAUUCAACAGUGAGGGCCCCUUUUGUGAUUUCACAGCAAACUGGAGAAAUCAGUUUAAAACGUGCAUUAACAGAUUCAGAUAAUGAUGAAUAUAGGUUGGUACUUUUAGCUCAAGACCACGGAGAACCAAUCAUGACUGCGCAAACACAGAUCACAAUCUCUUUUGUGGAAUCAGGAGAAGAAAUAAAGUUGGAUCCUCAAGAAUCAAAUGGAUAUAAUGUUGAAUUUUCUGAAGCAAAUGUAUACUUGGUGAUUGCUAUCUGCAUAAUAUCAAGCAUAUUUCUAAUAACUUUAAUUGCAUUUACUGUUUUACGAUGGCACAAAUAUAGAGAAGAGGUCAAUGACCUGAAAGAGAGUUACAAGGUCUGUUCAAACACAGGUGGUAGUUGGAUGUAUUCUCAGGAAAGUCAGUAUCAAUUUUACUUAAACUCAGUACAACCCAGGAAUGACUUAAUGGUGUUCACACCAAAUAGUUCUCAGAACACAGGGAAUGAGAAUGCAGUUGGUGAGGCAGUUAUAGUAAAUUCUUCCAAGAGUAGUAUUAUUGCAUUUUAUGUCCUGUUCAUUAAAUGUGAGAUGCAGUAUGGAGCCUGUGCAGUGUCCUACUGA